UGACCUUCAAGGGUCGAGUGCUCUAGGUCGGUCUCCGCAUGGCUAGAGGACUAAUUGGGAAUAUGGUUUCUGAAGCCCUGGUUGGUCUUGACCUGAUUUUCACAAAUGACGUCUCUUCGCAAUAUUCUUCAGCUGUCUCGUCUGGGUUUUCAUUUCUUUGCAUAGACUUGUUUCAUCCAAAAUCAAUUGUUGAAGAUCCGUCAGUUACUUCUGCUGGUCCUGAUCCACGUUCUGACCUUGCCUACGAAAAAAAUGGCAAAAGCAUCACGAAGUCGUUGGUAGGUAAGGUAUCAAGGACGAUUGAUGUUGAUGUUGAUAUAAUAUCCAUCCGUCAGUCUAGUGCUCAACUAUUAAUGAAAGAACUUAGUUGGGCUGCACAUCUAGGCUUGCCUGCCGUUAUCAUCAGAGUUAAUCGUCCAACCAGUCCUAAUCUGGCCAGGUUACUAAUAAAUUUUAUACGUGGGGAAUAUACCCCGAUUAAGAUAUGGCUAGUAUUUCCAAUGGUAAUCAAUCUCAACAACUCUAAUGAAAUGAGUAAAAUGGAAAACAAAGAAUCAACACCGGAUGAAUUAUCAUUGUAUUCACCCUGGCACUGGUGGCUAAAUCUAUCUACCAUGACAGCUGAUAUCUCAGACGCUCUUGGCAUUGUUCUUGAGAUACCAAAUGACCUACCCAAUGAGUCAGUGAUUUCAAGAUGGUUUAGUGAGCCUGUGGUUUGUUUGUUGAUCGACACACAGCUGUUCCUGACAAAUUCCAAGGGCUACCCUGUACUACCAAAGAGUCAUCAGUAUAUCAUCAGCCGGUUCUUUAAGCUGAAUGUACAAAUUGUACUGACUGGUGCCUGUCGAAAUGAUAAAGGUUAUACAGCAUAUCAACAAUAUAUCGCAUGGCUUUGGCAAUCUCAAGAUGCUCCUGAUUUGUAUGAAGAACAGUCAAAGGGAUUAGAAGAUCAAUUACAGGAACCUUUGCAACCACUUCGUGAUAACUUGUCUUCUACAACAUAUUCAAUAUUCGAAAUGGAUCCGUUUAAAUAUCAAGCGUAUGAAACUGCAAUUUACAAAGCUCUUUGCGACCGUCUAUCUAAAUAUAAUGAAUCGAAUACAGCUAAAGAAAAAUGUCUAACCAAGCCUUCACAAUCAUCACAAACUAAAGAGCAUUCAAACGCUCUUAUCAAUCAUAAUUCAAAUAUUUGUCAAGUAGUUAUGGUAUUGGGUGCAGGUCGUGGUCCCCUUGUCAAUGCGACUAUAAAUGCUGCUGAAAGAGCUCAAUGUAAAGUUCGGAUAUAUGCAGUUGAAAAAAAUCCAAAUGCAUUGUGUACAUUACGUUCUAGGAUAAAUCAUGAAUGGCAAGGAUUAGAUGUACAAUUAAUUGAAGGUGAUAUGCGUAAUUUAAAAACACCAGAAAAAGCUGAUAUAUUUGUCAGUGAACUACUUGGUUCAUUUGGUGAUAAUGAAUUAAGUCCAGAAUGUUUAGAUGGUGCACAACCAAUGUUAAAAGAUGAUGGAAUUAGUAUACCGUGUUCCUACACAUCAUAUGUUGCUCCUUUACAAUCCUUACAAAUAUAUAAUGAAACUAGACGAUCUAAAGAUGUGACCAAUAGAGUCGGAUAUUCCAUGGAAACACCUUAUGUUGUUCGACUUCGUAAUUGUCAAAUAUUGAGUUCACCUCAACCAGCUUUUACAUUUGAACAUCCAAAAAAAGAAUUGGAUCAGUCGAAUGCACGUGAAGUGUGUUGUAGCUUUAACAUUCAACAAGAUGCCGUUGUACAUGGAAUUGCUGGUUAUUUCGAAGCAAUUCUCUAUAAGGACGUAACACUCAGUAAGUUAUUGGGAUUUAUUAUAAUUCAUGUAUUUGAAGGAAGUUUCACAAGAUUCCACGUUGGUUGCCAGGCAAGCCACUGAUUAUUUGAUAAAAUGGUGUCUUUUCCGCAUUUUUCUUUAAUGUGUUGGGUAUUAAGGGUCCUACUACGUGGUAAAAUAUCACGAAGCCUGGUUCUUUUUUCGUUCUAAAACUGUCACAGUAGCGCCUAUCAACUAAGCAUGUAUUUUUUAUUCGACGUACAUAAAAAUGACUAAUGACCUGCUCCUAGUAGUGUAUUGAGUGUUAACUCAGACUGCAUGCAUGUAAAAUCUCAAGCGUUUUUAAGGUAAUUAGAAAAAACUGCUGGUGUCACUUAACAAUUAAGAAUCUUCCUUUUACGUUUUACUAAGUGCGUGACCGUUAGACAACAGUCAAAUAAAACAUGUAAACGUAUUUUGACACUUACCUAACAUUCUCUCACUUAUGUUCUUACCAACUUAUUCUUUUAUCCCAAAUCAUUUGUUGCUGUUGCGUUCAAUUAUGUUUGAGUUGUUGUACUAUACUGUACUACUACCUAUAUGGUACAGAUUUCCAAGGAAAAUAUUCUUAUUCGUAAAGUACCUAAUCGUUUUUCAGUAAUUCGACACACUAAAUGGAAAGGAAACCUGUACACGGCUGAGACAUCUCCGAGUAGUGAUGGUUGAUGAUACCCCCAAACUCUUUAAACAAGAGUAUGUUAUAUACUGUCCAAUUACCGCACUUAAUAAGCACACAUUUUGCUAAAAGCGUUAAUGUCUCGUCCGUUUUUUAUUAAGUGAUUAAUUUCAGUUAACAUAUAUUGGAAAUUGACUGGUGAACAUCAGUCGCACUUAAAAAUCCGCUUUCUCACUAAACCCACUAUGUUUUCCUACACAUGCUUAUCAACUUAACGAAAAGCAUCUAUUUGGUGAUUGCUUUACAUCAAUAUAUUAACAAAACUAUCUUGAAAUGAAAGCCUGUAUCACUAGAAUUUUCCAAGUACCAGACCCUGAAUAUGACCUGAAAUAGUAUACAAAGUUCAUAUAAUUCUUAUUUCCCAGGUACACAUCCGGACCGUCAUAGC
Molecule: messenger RNA, 2902 nt
Organism: Schistosoma spindalis
Lineage: Eukaryota; Metazoa; Platyhelminthes; Trematoda; Strigeidida; Schistosomatidae
Source: the annotation of a GenBank genome assembly